Molecule: messenger RNA, 1655 nt
Organism: Cynara cardunculus var. scolymus (artichoke)
Lineage: Eukaryota; Viridiplantae; Streptophyta; Magnoliopsida; Asterales; Asteraceae
Exons: 1
Coding region: 67-1047 (326 amino acids)
Source: RefSeq, a predicted model, not a curated record
GGGAACAAACACAUCAUUUCCGCAACCACAACGUCUUCACCGAUCAGACGAAACCAUCUCUCCGAUAUGCAAACCACCGGAAAAGCUGAAGCCGAGCGACUGCUUGCAAUCGCCGACAAGCUAUUACAAGGUAAAGAUCUAACCGGCGCUCGUGAUUUUGCUCAGUUAGCUCAAGAAACUGAGCCGUUACUCGAAGGCUCCGAUCAGAUCUUGGCUGUUGUUGAUGUCCUUGUUGCCGGUGACAAACGAAUUAAGAAUCAAAAUGAUUGGUAUGCAAUCCUCCAACUAGAAAGCCAACGAAACGACGAUGCUGAUCUCAUUAAACGACAGUAUCGCCGGCUUGCACUUCUUCUUCAUCCUGAUAAGAACAAGUAUGCCUUCGCCGAUGCGGCGUUCAAGCUCGUUGCGGAUGCUUGGGCUGUGUUGUCGGAUCCUUCGAGGAAAACUGCUUAUGACAAUGAAUUGUUUGCGUUUUCGAAGGUAGAUCUAGUCGCAAUGAAGAAAGAGAGAGAUAAAGGGGACGGGAAUCGAUCAAUUUCACGUGAUAAGAUUCCGGUGAGACGUGCCGACGGCGGAGCUUCGGCGAAUAUAUGGACGGCGUGUCCUUACUGUUAUAAUCUAUACGAGUACCCUAGGGUUUACGAGGGAUGUUGUUUGAGGUGUGCAAAUUGUCAACGGGCGUUUCAGGUAGUGCUUAUACCUCCGGCUUCGUUGCCGCCGACUGUGCCUGGAAAAGAAGCGUAUUACUGCUGUUGGGGGAAUUUCCCGAUGGGAUUCGCUAUGGCAAAUUCCGAGAUCACUAAGAGCGCUACGAUGCCCAAUUGGAUGCCGCCGAUGUUUCCAACUAAUGGGACCGCUUGGCCAUCAGCCAGUUCAUUGCCGAACGGCAGCAGCGUGCCGCUGGCUGGAACUGGUGGCGAUUCCUUGGGCGAAACGCCACCACAGGUCCAGCAGCAGCAGUCGGUACAAAUGAAACCAGCACCUCCAACUGACGGCAGCAUAGUUCCUAAAAAGAGAGGCAGACCGAGAAAGAAUCCCCUGGCCUAAAAGCAUUCAAAAACAUUGGGUUUGAUCACAAUUCGUUGAAAAACGACUUCCAAUUUUGGGGGUUUUCUCUAGUUGGUGAAGAAAUUCUUCAAAAUUCUGAGAGUCUCUCUCAAAUGAAUGAAGAAAAUCAGACAUAUUAGGUUGGUAAGUAGUGUUAUUUAAUUUAUUGUACUCCAUGCUUAUAGAAAAACCUACUUACAUUACUUGUUUUCUUUUCACAAAACAUAGCUUUUAACUGACAUUGUAGAUUUGAAAUGUAAGUUAAUCUAUAAUUUGCAGUGAAAAAUCUUUGGACUAAUGCUUCUAGCUUUAUUGAAUUUUCAAGUUCAUUACCUGAUGGGGUGUUGCUAUUGAAUUUGGAAAACACCCACAAACCACUCAGUCACUCACUACGAGUUCCUGUUCAAAUUUUGCAAGAACAUAAUUUGGAGUACCUUUAGGAAUUAUAAUAUGUUGUUUCUACUUUAUAUUCCUUGUUUUCAGUCCAAGUUCAAAAUUUUUAUUAAACAGGAUUUAAUUGUGGAAGGGGACUUGUAUGAUUGGAUAUUGCUUCUAUCAAGAACUAUUCAUCUAGUGGUCUUUUUCUUAUUAAUAGCAAACAGAUUAUU